GCGAGGAAGGCAGACUCGGGGAGAGCGAUCUGGAGCAGCAUGGAGCCCUCUGCAGACAGACUAGCCAGGGCGGCGGCUCAGGGCCGUGAGCACGAGGUGCGGGCACUGCUGGAAGCCGGGGCUUCGCCCAACGCCCCGAACUCUUUUGGUCGUACCCCGAUUCAGGUGAUGAUGAUGGGCAACGUCCAAGUAGCAGCUCUGCUGCUCUUCUACGGUGCAGAAUCGAACUGCGCCGACCCUACCACCCUCUCUCGACCGGUGCACGACGCAGCGCGGGAGGGCUUCCUGGACACGCUGGUGGUGUUGCACCAGGCAGGGGCGCGUCUAGAUGUGCGCGAUGCCUGGGGUCGCCUGCCGCUCGACUUGGCCGUGGAGCGGGGACAUCACGACGUCGUGCGGUAUUUGAGUUCCGCGGAGAACGUCGCCCAGGUCGACAGGCAUAGCUUCUGCUUAGGCACGCCCAGGUACCUAGGACUUCGCGGCCAAUCCCAGGAGUAGAGCUAAAUCCUGCCUUAGCCCGCCUUUUUCCUUUUUCUCCUUAGCUUCACUUUAUAGCGAUGCAUAUCUUC
Grammomys surdaster is the source of this 569-nucleotide messenger RNA. Its product is annotated as cyclin-dependent kinase inhibitor 2A-like. The transcript has 3 exons. Lineage: Eukaryota; Metazoa; Chordata; Mammalia; Rodentia; Muridae. Gene Ontology annotation, biological process: negative regulation of cell population proliferation; regulation of cyclin-dependent protein serine/threonine kinase activity. The record is from RefSeq and is a predicted model, not a curated record. The coding region runs from base 40 to 498 and encodes 152 amino acids. Gene Ontology annotation, molecular function: protein kinase binding; cyclin-dependent protein serine/threonine kinase inhibitor activity. Gene Ontology annotation, cellular component: nucleus.